This is a messenger RNA of Pecten maximus, 1372 nucleotides long. Its product is annotated as triosephosphate isomerase A-like. Gene Ontology annotation, cellular component: cytosol. The transcript has 6 exons. The record is from RefSeq and is a predicted model, not a curated record. NCBI's taxonomy places the organism in Eukaryota, Metazoa, Mollusca, Bivalvia, Pectinida, Pectinidae. Gene Ontology annotation, molecular function: triose-phosphate isomerase activity. Bases 60 to 809 code for a protein of 249 amino acids. Gene Ontology annotation, biological process: gluconeogenesis; glyceraldehyde-3-phosphate biosynthetic process; glycolytic process.
CUGACCGACCUUGUCUUCAUCAAGGUCACUUUGCCGGUAACAUUUCAAGAUACAUCAAGAUGGGAGACCGAACAUUCUUUGUUGGAGGAAACUGGAAGAUGAACGGCUUAAAACCCAAGAUUGAUGAAAUCAUUCAAUUCCUGAAUGCAGGACCUUUAAGUGAUAAAACUGAAGUGGUAGUGUCUCCACCAACUAUCUACCUGGAUUAUGCACGCCAGAAGCUGAACAGUAACAUUGGUGUCGCUGCACAAAACUGUUAUAAGGCUGAAUCGGGAGCUUUUACUGGUGACAUCAGCCCUGGAAUGAUCAAAGACUGUAGCUGUGAUUGGGUGAUCCUAGGCCACUCAGAGAGAAGGAAUGUGUUUGGUGAAAAUGAUGAGCUGAUCGGUGACAAGACGAAGUGUGCCCUUGCAAAUGGACUUAAUGUGAUUGCUUGUAUUGGAGAACAGUUGGAAGAGAGGGAGGCCAACCAAACAAUGGAUGUAGUGUGUAAACAGACAAAGGCUCUCAUAGAAAAAAUUGGAGAUAAUUGGGGGAAGGUGGUUCUAGCCUAUGAACCAGUGUGGGCCAUUGGCACAGGUAAAACAGCUUCACCCGAGCAGGCACAGGAAGUACACGCUGACCUGAGGAAAUGGCUUGCCAAAAAUACAUCUGAGACUAUCGCACAGAAUGUUCGCAUUAUUUAUGGAGGAUCAGUCAACGCUGCCAAUUGUAAGGAUCUAGCCGCUAAAGGGGACAUUGAUGGAUUUCUUGUUGGCGGUGCUUCUCUCAAACCGGACUUUGUGAAAAUUGUCAAUGCCAAGGAAUAACUUUUUAUCGAUACUCAUAUUGAAAUUAGGUGCUGGUUGUCUAAUGAUAGAACUGUUCUUGAGCUGUUCACUGGCAAAAAUAGCCUGGGGCUGUUGUUGCGCAUACACUAUAUAGACUACAGAAUUUGUCACCUUUGAGAUUGAAUGAGUAUGAUGCUUACAGUGCUAUGAGGAACAAACAAUUUACCUGACCAUCAGGUUGACCACAAGUCUGGUCAAACAAUGAUGGUUGUAGCUUAGCCUGCUUUGUGAAGACAUUUUCCUUGGAUAUGAAACAGUUCUCAUUAAUACUGGUAACACUCAUGACUGCAUUUUUAUUGUGUUUUAAUGCUGAAUUGUUUUAAGGUCAUAUUUUAGAAAUAUUAAGCUUUUAUAAGUGUGUUACGCUUUUUUCAAUGGAAAUUCUGCAAGCUAGCUGACAAAUCUGUUAAUAAAUCCCUCCUCAUCCCUACACAUUCUGAUUUGUAGACAUUGUUAUGUAUUUUUGUUUAUUUAUCGUAUCAAAAUGUCAUUUGUAAACAAUUAUAAAAAAAAAAUAGAAUUAAAAAAUUCCUAAAAAAUUG